AUGGCCCCUCUCAUCCGAGUCAUCGGUUCGCUCAAUGCCGACAUGGUCUCGGUGACGCCCCGAUUCCCCAACCCUGGCGAGACCAUCACCGCAUCCUCCUAUUUCACCAGUGCCGGUGGCAAGGGCGCCAACCAGGCCGUCGCCUGCGGUCGGAUGUCCCGGGCCAAGUCCUCCGCCGAGGGUCUGAAUGCCCGCGGGGACAUCAAGGUCGAGAUGGUGGGGGCUGUCGGCGCCCUGGACGGCCACUUCACCGCGCUGCUCAAGCCCACGCUGGAAAAGUCCGGCGUGGACCCGUCCCCGGUGCGCGUGAUCGAAAAUGCCUACACGGGGGUGGCCGUGAUCAUUGUGGACGCCUCUGCGGGCGGCGAGAACCGCAUACUGUUCUCCCCCGGCGCCAACUACAGCGGCAUGCAACCCACCUCGGAGGUGCUCAGCACGGCACUGGCCGCUCCCGUGCCGGACGUGAUCGUGAUGCAGGGCGAGAUCCCUGUGGCCACGGUCGUCGGGAUCCUGCGAGAGGUGGCGAGCUUCAAGGCGCAGCGGUGGGCGGCGGGCACGCGUGGCAUCGAGGUCGGGCCUGAUGUGAUAUUGAACCCAGCCCCAGCGCCACCAGGUGGGCUCCCCGAGGACGUCUAUGCCGCGGUCGACCACUUGAUCCUGAACGAAACGGAGGCCGAGCUGAUGACCCCGCCGGACGAGCAAUUGCUCCGCGUGGUGCCCGAUGCGGCGGACUUGGACGCGAAAGAGAAGGUGGCUCGAUACUUUCAUGCGCUGGGGGUCAGUUAUGUGCUGAUCACGCUGGGCGCCAAGGGGGCAUGGUAUAGCGCGAUGCAGGGGGGAACCUCAGGGCCCAGCGAUGGACAGCAACGCUGCACGAACGAGAUCCCAGCGGUCCCGGUGGCUCAGGUACUCGACACCACCGCCGCGGGGGAUACGUUUGUGGGCGCAUAUGCGGUCCAAGUGGCCCGGUGGCGCGAACAACGUCGUGUGGAGGGUAAGGCCGGGCAGGCCCUAACGGCUGUCGAGAAACCAUAUCGAUACGGGACCGUGAUGGACGAGGCGAUGCGGCUGGCCGCCCGCGCGUCGGCCCGCGCAGUUGAACGUCAGGGUGCGAUGGACAGCAUUCCAUUUGAGGAUGAGGUCUAG
Molecule: messenger RNA, 1146 nt
Organism: Penicillium macrosclerotiorum
Lineage: Eukaryota; Fungi; Ascomycota; Eurotiomycetes; Eurotiales; Aspergillaceae
Product: ribokinase
Exons: 1
Coding region: 1-1146 (381 amino acids)
Biological process (GO): D-ribose metabolic process
Molecular function (GO): ribokinase activity
Source: RefSeq, a predicted model, not a curated record